GCUUGGACAGAAGUCCGUUCUCAGUUUUCUUGAGUUAAAAUGUUUUUUUGGGGUUUUUUUGUUUGUUUGUUUGAUUUUUGACCCCAGGCAUGACAUCCCCAGCCCCACUCUGUGACAGAUACGGCUCCCCGACAGCCAGCUCCACCAGAAGGCGAUUGUUUGUGGACAAUGAUAGCCCCUCUGAUGGAGGGACAGCUGGACGCGUGCCCUCACAGCCCCUGGUCAACGCUGUCCCUGUGCAGAACGUACCUGGGGAGCCUGUUUCUGUCACUCCAGUUCCUGGGCAGACUUUGGUCACCAUGGCAACAGCCACUGUCACAGCCAACAAUGGACAAACCGUGACCAUCCCAGUACAAGGUAUUGCGAAUGAGAAUGGAGGGAUAACCUUCUUCCCAGUCCAGGUCAAUGUUGGAGGGCAGGCACAGGCUGUGACUGGCUCCCUCCAGCCCCUUAGUGCGCAGGCCCUGGCCGGCAGUCUGAGCUCUCCACAGGCGACAGGAGCCACCCUGCAAGUCCCUGGUCAGGUGGCCAUUCAGCAGAUCUCCCCAGGUGGACACCAGCAGAAACCAGGCCCGCCUCUAACCGGCAACAGUAUUAGGCCCAAGAAGACCAGCUCUUUAUCGCUUUUCUUUAGAAAGGUUUACCACUUGGCAGGUGUCCGCCUUCGGGAUCUUUGUGCUAAACUGGAUAUCUCAGAUGAACUGAGGAAAAAAAUCUGGACCUGUUUUGAAUUCUCCAUAAUUCAGUGUCCUGAACUUAUGAUGGACAGACAUCUGGACCAGUUGUUAAUGUGUGCUAUUUACGUGAUGGCAAAGGUGAGUACCGGUUGGAAUAUAAGAGGAAAAAGUAAAGAAGCUACUUCCUUACUCACACAGCACUUUUAACCGUUGCAUGGGGACAGAAUUCACCUACCAUAUGUUCAUGCAUUUAUGAUGUCCAGCUCGGUGGUUUUUAGUACACUUACAGAAACGCAUGCCCAUCACUACAGCAAGUUUUAGAACAUAGUAUGCCAUUGUCUGCAUGUAUGAUAUUCUGUUUAUCCAUCGAUGGCCACCUGGGUAUUUUCACGUUUCAGCUGUUUGAAUAAUGCUGCUGUGAACAUUUGUGUACAGGUUUUUGCAUGGACAUGUUUUUCAUUUCUCUUUGGUACUUACCUAAAAGUGGAUUGCUGGGGAAGUCCUGUGUUUAACCAUUUGAGGAACUGCCAGACUAUUUUUCCAAAGUCACUGCACCAUUUUAAAUUUCCACAGGCAGUAUGUGAAGGUCCUGUUUUCUCUGCAUUUUUGUCAACACUUUAUUAUCAUACUUUGCUUUUCAAAAUAACUUCUUGAGGUGAAAUUCUCAUAACCUAAGUUAGCCAUUUUUAAAUGAGCAAUUCAGUGGCAUUCAGUACUUCCCCAGUAUUGUACAGCCAACCUUUAUCCUGUUCCAAAACAUUUCUACCCCUGCAGAGGAAAACUGCUUUUUUAUUAGGUAGGUUCUCUCUAUUCCCCCUCCCCCUACCUCCUGGCACCCACCAUUCUUCUUUCUGUCUAUGAAUUUGACUAUUGUACAAUAUUUGUGUUUAUUUCAGUUAGUAUAAUGUCCUCGAGAUUCAUCUGUGUUGUUGCAUGAGUUGUAACUUCCUUCCGUUUUAAGGCUGCACCAUAUUCCAUCAUAUGGACGUACCGCCUUUUGUUUAUCUGGUCAUCUGCUGAUGGCCCCUUGGGUUGC
Suricata suricatta (meerkat) is the source of this 1713-nucleotide messenger RNA. Its product is annotated as retinoblastoma-like protein 2. The record is from RefSeq and is a predicted model, not a curated record. Gene Ontology annotation, molecular function: RNA polymerase II transcription regulatory region sequence-specific DNA binding. NCBI's taxonomy places the organism in Eukaryota, Metazoa, Chordata, Mammalia, Carnivora, Herpestidae. Gene Ontology annotation, cellular component: nucleus; chromatin; transcription regulator complex. The transcript has 3 exons. Bases 90 to 884 code for a protein of 264 amino acids. Gene Ontology annotation, biological process: cell differentiation; negative regulation of G1/S transition of mitotic cell cycle; regulation of transcription by RNA polymerase II.